GGGAGGGGGCAGGGCCCGGCGUCCAGCGACCGCUGGCUGGAGAGCUAGUGACUUCCUUGUUGGCAGUCUCGGACGGGCCGUGUCCGGAGUCGUAGCCUCUCGGUGCUUACUCGGACCGCUAUUGCGAGUCUAGGUCCAAGCCAUUAUCAUGCCCAACCCCAGCUGUACCUCUUCUCCCGGCCCUCUCCCUGAGGAAAUUAGGAACCUGUUGGCAGAUGUUGAAACAUUUGUGGCAGACACACUGAAAGGAGAAAAUUUAUCCAAGAAAGCCAAGGAAAAGAGAGAAUCUCUCAUUAAGAAGAUAAAAGAUGUAAAGUCUGUCUAUCUUCAGGAAUUUCAAGACAAAGGUGAUGCUGAGGACGGCGAUGAAUAUGACGAUCCCUUUGCUGGGCCUGCAGACACGAUUUCCUUAGCCUCAGAGCGCUACGAUAAAGAUGAUGAUGGCCCCUCUGAUGGAAACCAGUUUCCUCCCAUUGCAGCCCAGGACCUUCCUUUUGUCAUAAAGGCUGGCUACCUGGAAAAACGCAGAAAAGAUCACAGCUUUCUGGGGUUUGAAUGGCAGAAACGGUGGUGUGCGCUCAGCAAAACAGUGUUCUAUUAUUACGGGAGCGAUAAAGACAAGCAACAGAAAGGUGAAUUUGCAAUAGAUGGCUAUGAUGUCAGAAUGAACAACACCCUUAGGAAGGAUGGAAAGAAAGAUUGCUGUUUUGAAAUCUGUGCUCCCGACAAACGUAUCUAUCAGUUUACAGCAGCCUCUCCCAAAGAUGCUGAGGAAUGGGUCCAGCAGCUGAAAUUUAUACUACAAGACCUGGGAUCCGACGUUAUUCCUGAGGAUGAUGAGGAAAGAGGAGAAUUAUAUGAUGACGUUGACCAUCCUGCUGCCGUCAGCAGCCCGCAGAGGAGCCAGCCAAUCGAUGAUGAGAUUUAUGAGGAGCUCCCAGAGGAGGAAGAGGACACUGCUUCAGUGAAGAUGGACGAGCAAGGGAAGGGAAGUCGGGACAGUGUGCAUCACACCUCAGGAGAUAAAAGCACUGAUUACGCUAAUUUUUACCAGGGUCUGUGGGACUGCACUGGAGCUCUGUCUGAUGAGUUGUCCUUUAAGCGUGGUGAUGUGAUUUACAUUCUUAGCAAGGAAUACAAUAGAUAUGGCUGGUGGGUAGGAGAGAUGAAGGGAGCCAUUGGCUUGGUGCCUAAAGCCUACCUAAUGGAGAUGUAUGAUAUUUGAGAGUCUGGAGAAGUCUUGUGUCUGUCUGCAAGUGCCUUGGAACAUGGAAUGCCUGAGUGCCUGCUCGGAGCCACCUUCCUUUGGGUGAACAUUCCUGCCUCAGCUGCCAUUCGAUGUAGUCACGCACUAAAGCACUCUGAUGUCAGAUUGAGCAGGCAGUGAUGGGUUACAUUAGAUACAAGCAGUAGAGAUAAGACCUGUUGCUGUUUUGCAAAUAAUAAUUAGUUUUAAUUUACCCGUUUGGUUUGUAUGGUAGAAUUCACUGUGAUUGUACGUGAAUCUUAGUCAUUGAAGCGCCGGUGAGGGUUGCUGUUUCUCUUAGUCGCUGGGUGUAAGUUAUUUUUAGAGUGCCACAAAUAAUUUCCUAGACUUUGUACAUUUUGAGUCAAUAAUAAAGACUUCUUUAAAGCUGUA
Messenger RNA from Mus musculus (house mouse), 1639 nucleotides. RefSeq names its product src family associated phosphoprotein 2 (gene Skap2). The coding region runs from base 149 to 1225 and encodes 358 amino acids. The record is from RefSeq and is marked provisional. Gene Ontology annotation, cellular component: plasma membrane; nucleoplasm; cytoplasm. Lineage: Eukaryota; Metazoa; Chordata; Mammalia; Rodentia; Muridae. The transcript is spliced from 13 exons.